Molecule: messenger RNA, 507 nt
Organism: Peronospora matthiolae
Lineage: Eukaryota; Oomycota; Peronosporomycetes; Peronosporales; Peronosporaceae
Source: the annotation of a GenBank genome assembly
AUGAAAAUGUUGGAUGAUGAAGAUGACCAAAGCUUUCACGCUACGCGUAACGGCUACUCCCAUCUGAGCGAUGUCGAAUGGGAUGCGGUUGAACGAAUGGGUUCAACCAUGGGCAUCCAUGCUGUUAGCGUCAUGCUAGAGGCUCUCAAUAGAGAUGCCCAACAUGCUACUAUCGCCAAGUUCAUUCAAAAUGAACUUGACGCUGAACGCGAGAAAGAAGCCUUGCUUCACCAACAAGGUUCUCAACAAGCAGAGUUGUUGAGAGAACAGGGUGCUCAACAGUUUGAACUGUUGAGACAGCAGCAGGCUGCUGCUGGUGGGUCGAUGCACUCGCGUCGACCCGAGACUUUGAAGAUUGACAUCUCCAAGUAUAGGGGAGUCGAAGAAGACUCCCUCUUGAGAUGGUUCGUAGAAUUAGACGACGCCAUAAGGGCGCGUCGCAUCGACGACGGGGAUAUGCAAGUUGCAUUCGCCCAGUCAAAUCUGGCAGGACGUGCCAAGACUUGA